Molecule: messenger RNA, 1946 nt
Organism: Microcebus murinus (gray mouse lemur)
Lineage: Eukaryota; Metazoa; Chordata; Mammalia; Primates; Cheirogaleidae
Gene: CRYGN
Product: crystallin gamma N
Biological process (GO): lens development in camera-type eye; visual perception
Molecular function (GO): structural constituent of eye lens
Source: RefSeq, a predicted model, not a curated record
GGCGCCGUGUUUGAGGGCGCCAGACGCCCACCAACAAGAAUGCCUUCUAGGACCCCGUCCAGCCUUUCCUUCCCGGACCUGAUCCGUUACCCGCUGGCGACCUCUGGCCGCUCCUCCGGGAGGAAGACAGCUCCUCCUCUCCCUCAGAUCACUCUCUAUGAGGGCAAGCACUUCACAGGGCGGAAGCUGGAGGUCUUCGGGGACUGCGACAACUUCCAGGACCGAGGCUUUAUGAACCGAGUGAACUCCAUCCGCGUGGAGAGCGGAGCCUGGGUCUGCUUUGACCACCCCGACUUCCGGGGCCAGCAGUUCAUCUUGGAGCACGGCGACUACCCCGACUUCUUCCGCUGGAACGGCCACAACGACCACAUGGGCUCCUGUCGGCCUGUAGGGAUGCACGGGGAACAUUUCCGCCUAGAAAUCUUCGAGGGCUGCAACUUCACGGGCCAGUGCCUGGAGUUCGUGGAGGACUGCCCCUUCCUCCAGAGCAGGGGCUGGGCCAAGAACUGCAUCAACGCCAUCAAGGUGUACGGGGAUGGAGCGUGAGUAAUGGCCGAGUGGCUGCCAACCCCAGGCCUAGCAGAGCCCCGCACAGCCAGGUGUGGGGAGGCUGCCUGCCAAGCAAGCGCAGGACUGGCGGUGGGGUGGGUAGAAUGCCCAGUAUAGACUGCAGAGCUCACCCCCGAACUGGACUUCUUUGCAGACCCCCACCACGCUGACCUCCCCGGGGAGACAGACUUUGGGUGGCUCACUCUGGUAGACAGAGCGUAGCUUGGGGGGGAUGUGUCCCCAGGCCCAGAAGGGCUUGUCUGCCCUGCUCCAGAGCAACCGUCAGAACCCUGUCCUGCUGCCCCUGCAUACCUGGGCUUCCUUCUGGUCAGCCCAGGGGCGGCCCACACUGCCCCACGCACUCCCCCAGGCAGAGCCGUACCCCGAGCACUUUCAAGUUGGCCACCUCUUUUUAUCCUCCGGACCACUCUAUGGGGUAGAUACCAUUGCACCCAUUUUGCAGAGGAGCAAACUGAGACUCAGAAGGUCACCUGGCCCCAGCAUGUGAGUGGCACAGCUGGGACUGCAGCCAAAUCUGUCCCUGUUCUAAAGCUGGUGACUUCCCAGGCCUAAGCCCCCUCCCCUCGAGAGAAGGGCACCUCCCAGUGCAUGGUUGGUCCAGGAGCCUGGCUCUCGUCUAAGCAGCUAGGGGGCCGUUUGCCUUCUAUGCUCCGGAAGUUCAGGUCAGCUGGGGGACUGAAGGCAGAGGCCGAACCAAGGCAGAGCUAUGUACAGUUGACCCUCCCUACCACGGGUUCCACGUCCGUGGAUGCAACCAACCGUGGAUCGAAAAUACACAUUUUUAAAUUUCUGUACUGAACAAGUACAGACGUUCUUCUUGUCAUCAUUCCCUAAACAAUACAGUAAAACAACUAUCUGUACUGCAUUUACACUGCAUUAGUUCCUGUAGGUAAUCUAGACACAUUCACAUACAGUAAGUUCUCACUUAGCGUGGUCCACAGCUUCUUGGAAGCUGCAACUUCAAGCGAAACAAUGUGCGGCAGCUCCUCGAAUAAUAUCCUCUGGUUCAACACCAUUUCAUUAUAAGGUUAAUGAGAAAAAAAUGGUUUUGUUAUACGUCGUUUCACUUAAAGUCGAAGUUUCCAAGAGCCUAUUGACAACGUUAAGUGGGGACUAUACACAGGGAUGUGCACAGGUUAUAUGCAAAUACUGUGCCAUUUUAUAUCAGGGACGUGAGCAUCCGAGGACUUGGGUAUCCGUGGGAGGCCGCAGAAUCAGUCCCCCGUGGGUGUGUGGAUGGGGAGGGAUGGCUGUGUCCAGGCCACCUUCCCCUGGGUGGCCUGACGUUGGCUCCCAUCCUGCUGUUCCUUCGUCACUCUGGCUGGUCACCCUGGCUCAAUCCAGGACCCUGGUUUUCACCUCUGCUUUCCUUCUGC